CUCAGAGGAAAAAAUUUGCUGCUCAUUUCCGCUCAUACUAACAGACUUGUUUACAAAUUUCUGAAUUGGAGUCAGUUGUCAGCAGAGGAGAUCUUUAGGAGAAUCUUUGGAUGUUAAAUACGAAAGUAACAGCCGUGUCUAAAGAACAAAGAUUUCAUUGAUUGUUCUGUCACAAAUUGAGGCCGCGCUCGGUUCGAAUUUUCUCACACGCAUAGUGCCACGUUCAAGGAACACGAAUUUUUAUUUCGACCUCGUAUGAUUCUCGCAAGAUUUCAAGACGUUUUGCGGCUCCGUUUGAAUCUUCAUCUACGUGGUCAAUUCUCAAUGCGUCGGAUCGCUUAUGCGGGCAACAGAAGUGGGAGUCCUCUUGGCAUGGAGUAGAAGCCGUCGACAGUUGUUUAACUACAAGGAACUCGUAAUUCGGGUCCCUGUUUCGUUGUGUCUCCUAGUUUUCUUAAUGCCUUUCACUCGCACUGCAAUAUCGGGUGUUGACGGAGAGAUCGAUAGCAAGUAUCGCCGUUGUUGCGGAAUGCCACUAAAUACCUCUUCGAAAUGCUGGACUGAAGCAGCUUGUAUUUGUGUGGAUUGUGAGAACCGCACGGAAGAUACCUCAUACGGCAUGGAAUUUUGUUCGUCUUUUCCUUUGAAUGGAAUUUUGAAAAACAGAACUAUUUGCCAAGAGUGGCAAAGCAUAAGCUUACUACAAAAGAAGGACAAAGAGGCUGAAAGAAACUACAAUAAUUUUGAAGGAAUUUUACAGCGUAUCGAUUGUGGGGAAAACUGGGAAACGUACACAUACUCUACAGCAUCAACAUGCCGCGGCUGUCUGGAAGCCUACAAGAACUGGAUUUGCUACACAAAAAUAUCUGAAGCUAUUGAUGAAAUUGAAGAUCAUUACAAGACCCACAAGAGAAAGCAAUGUUUGAAGUUUUGUGAGACUGUGUUACAGAAGUGCCCUUAUCUUCCACCAAACCCACCAGGUGAUGAAGACUUGGUGCAAGUAGGAUAUUCAGCUUUUAACUGCUAUAGUGCGGAAGAAUUGAUUGAAGGGAAUGGGAAUGAUGAAGAUUGCCGAUUAAGUUAUUUCAAUCCAAUGGAAAAAUGCAAGCAGAGCACAAGACUUAUUCAAUCAAUAGCUACUACAGUAACCCCAAGGACAGUAUCAGCCAGUAACUCAAUAUCAAACUCUACAAGUAAUGAUCGUAGAUAAUAUUGGCUUUAGGUUCUCUGAUUACAAUACUUUCCUCUGUGAAAACUUUUGUUAUGUAAAUUUUUUUAAGAUUCAGGGAUUGGUAACCAUUGUGUGCUAUAAAUAUGUAGCCAAAAACACUGUUAGAAAAAUUUUCCUCAAAUAUAUGAUAUGAGGCAAUUACAGUACUGCAUAAAUUGAGACUCUAGAUUAGGUAUUGAUCCUAAGAAGAAAAUUACUCUCGAAAAAAUGUUACAACUGCUCUGAACUUGGCUUAUGCAACUCUUUACUGAACAUGUAUAUUAGGGACUGACUUCCAAUGUCGGCAUUUAUAUUUUUAUAUUUAGACACAUAUUUUGAAAGAUAGCUCUGAUGUUUAUGAAAGGGAAGAUCUGUGACCAAGCCUUCAGGCAAGAAUAAUUUGGUAGAUCUCAUCUUAGCUGCUAAAGGUUUAGAAGGUAUAGAAGAUGAAAUAUUUUCUUUGUACAUUGUUCUACUAAAACAAGAGGUGUAAAUAUUCAUGUUAACAAGCUUUGUUAAUGUUUUAAUCUAUAAGGACAAAUGUCAUUAGGUUUCCACAUUUUAUGUCAUUUUAGUUUGUUUUUCAAAAGAUUUGUUUUUAUUUAUGCCAUAUGGAUGUACCCUCUGGGCUUUAUACAAAUUAUAUGCUUAGAACCCUUGAGCUCUGCAACACAGUACUGCUAUUAACACUUUCACUUCCAUGAGUGACCAAGAUAUAAUUUCUCCUUACUAUAUCUAUACAAUAUCCUACAGACAAGUGAUGAGAAUAAGAAAAAAUGUCAAUUAUGGGAUUACAAAUUGAUCCAAUACCAAAUUCUCCAAACUAACAUAAUGAGAAUUGUUUGGCAGACAGUAAGGAGAAUUACUAAGGAGAUCUUGGGAGUUAAAGGGUUAAAAUUGUUUUAAUUAUUCUUCACUCACUUUAAAAUGAAGGGGCACUAUGAAAUGGGAUUAAAUAUGGAGGAAAUUUCAUCUAAAUUGGUGAAACAACUUAUCUGGCAAGAGCUUAAGGAGAUGGAAACAUACAGUGUGUGCCAUUUUUUAAAUUAAGUAACAGAAUGAUUUUUAGCAUUGAUAUUAUUAUAACAAAGAAUUUACAAUCAUCUAAAAUUUUAUUUAUUUGUUUCCUCACACACAAGCAAACAGUAAUUAACAGAAAUUAACAUUAAGGCAAAUUAUUUCAAUGGUAUUCCACUUCAUUUUCUGUGCUUAUUUUUGAAAAAACAUUUAUGGAAAUUCACUAAUUCAAAUUGAAUUGAUUUCUUUAACUCGUGUAUUAUAAAAUAAUUAUUCUGAACUGUAAACAGAUGAUAUAUAAGUCUUGAAUAUUUGGUGUAAUAGUUAUAGGGGGUUAAGUUAAAGACUUUCCAGAGCACUUACAUGGUGAAGAGUAGUCCAUUUUACAGUUGCAUGCUUGGUUGCCAAGCCUUUGAACAGGAGUGAGGCUAAGGGUGACCUUGUUAUGAUACAAAUGUUGUUGCUUUUGAAAUGUGAAUUACUUUGUUAUCGUUCUAACUAGAUACUGGUCUCUAUCACAACAAGAUCACCUUCAGCUUCACUCCAAAUCAAAGGAUUGGCAACUAAGUAUAUAACUCUAAAAUGAACUAUUUACAAGGUUUUAUUGUGACUGGAGCAGGCACUUUAACUGAAGCCUGUCAUCUGCAGUCUAGCACUGCCUAUGUGCCAGUUCUCAUGAAUGGGUUUUGCCUUACAGCCUCUUUUUGUUUUCUCCAUUGGUGGCUGCUAAUGGAAAAAGUUAUUGAACUCUUGGAUUGCAGAGUGCUGAAUCAACAUAAUUGUACCAGAAUUGACCAGUUAAUAAAAUAUAUUUUAUACAUAAUAUAUACCAAAUUAUACAUAUUUCUGAAACAAAAAAGCUUCUCUCUGAAUUUGCAGCUUGGAAAUUUGGUUUGCUGUGCAAAUCAAGCAUUUUGCUAUUAGGUAAUUUAAUGACACAUUUUAAAGUAUCUACUGAAUUCUUAUAUGAAGAAUGUAGGGGGUCAUAUUCUGUCUCUAAAAUAAGCCCUGCAUAGUGUUGCUGUUUCUUCAUUGCAUUCAUUGAUGACAGUAUUGUAGGAGUAGUGUGCAGUUGUAGGUUUCAAAAUUCUAAUAAAGUAUGUAAGCUUGUAACAUUGCUUAGAAAUACAAAGUUUACCAACAUCA
Messenger RNA from Pocillopora verrucosa, 3373 nucleotides. NCBI's taxonomy places the organism in Eukaryota, Metazoa, Cnidaria, Anthozoa, Scleractinia, Pocilloporidae. The record is from RefSeq and is a predicted model, not a curated record.